AUGAGCUCCACGAUUUUUGCGCUUUCGUCGGGCUCUUUACCAUCGGCAAUUGCCGUAUUUCGGAUUUCAGGACCCAAAAGCCUUCCAGUGUUGCAGCAGCUGAGUCGAAAAUCGAAAUGGCCGCCGAGAAUGAUGAAAUUCACGCCAAUCUACAACCAAAACGGCGUGAUCGAUGAAGCGAUGGCCGUGUUUUUGCCGGGACCCAAAUCGUUCACCGGCGAGGACACCGCCGAGCUUUUCGUGCACGGCAGUCCGGCGGUGGCGCGAGAGUUGGCGUACACAUUGGCGCGGGUGGAGGGUGUGCGCGAAGCGAGACGCGGCGAAUUCACGCGAAGAGCGUUCUUCAACGGAAAAAUGAGUCUGAACGAGGCCGACGGAUUGCGACGAUUGAUCGAGUCGAGAACGGAAACCGAGCGACGGUAUGCGUUCGGCCAAAUGCGAGGCGGAUCGAAGGCGUUGGAAAUUCGAGAGAAAUUCGCGCAAAUUAUUUCCCAAUUAUACGUUAUUAUGGAUUUUGGCGAGCAUGUGCACUUGAUUUUGGAUGAUGCCAAGCAAAAUAUAAGCAAUGUGUUGGCCGAAAUUGAGGCGAUGAUUCGGAAUUGGAGGAAUGUUGAGCGAAUCCAGCGCGGACUCGACAUUGUGCUCUACGGGCGGCCGAAUUCGGGCAAGAGCAGCAUUCUGAAUCGGCUCGCCAGCGAUGAGGUCGCGAUUGUCAGCCCGAUUGCCGGAACGACGAGAGACGCGAUUGAAAUUUCUGUUGAAAUUGGCGGCGUUCGGUGUCGCCUCACGGAUACCGCCGGAAUUCGCAGCGAGACGAGCGAUGGAAUCGAGAAAGAGGGAAUCCGACGGGCGAAUUUAAGGCUGUCGACGGCUGACAUUGUGCUGAUUGUUGUUGACCCAGAAACGAGUCAAGACGAGCUCGACGGCAUGCUCAAAACUAUCAGGCAAAUCGCCAAUUCUGAGGCUCGAUUGAUCGGCAUUCGCAGUAAAUCCGACCUGAAUUCCGGCUAUCCGAAAAUGGGCAUCGAAUUUGUCGACACUUCCACAAUCGACGAGAAUGGAAUCCAUUCGCUUCGUCGCCAUCUUGAAGGAAUCGUCGAAGCGAUUUGUCCAGAAGUCACGUAUCUUCUCGACGUCAACAUUCUACAAGAAUGCGCUGAAACGCUCAACGAAUCGCUGGAAUGCGACGACGCGGCACGAAUCUGCGCGAGAAUCGAACAAUGCGGCGAGCUCAUCGGCGAACUCACGUCGACUCUCGUGUCGGAAGACGUGCUGGAUAAUAUUUUCAGCAAAUUCUGCAUUGGCAAAUAA
Messenger RNA from Caenorhabditis bovis, 1311 nucleotides. NCBI's taxonomy places the organism in Eukaryota, Metazoa, Nematoda, Chromadorea, Rhabditida, Rhabditidae. The record is from the annotation of a GenBank genome assembly.